AUGUGCAAGUCGUUCCUAAUCCUGAUGCUCACCUAUGGGCACGAGCCUUUGAACGCGACUAAGGAACGUCGAUCUCGCGUACAAGCGUUUGAAAUCGGUUUUCUCAGCCAAAUCGCUGGGACGACGAGUCUGAACAUAAUCCGGGCGAUGACCAGUUUGAAGCAUCUUGAUUCGUCUUCUGUUGCCGAUAUCCAAAAUUUGUCCAUGUUUAUGCAAAAUCUGCCCCACAACCCUGACCAGCAUGAAAUGUUCAAGUCGUUCAUGAGCUUUACAGGAAAGAAAUGUCAGGCUGCUUACGUUGAUGACGUAUCGAUGGAGGUAUGUGCCGAAGCUGUCGACGAAAAAGCCGCCGACCCUUUUGCGCCGGAGUCCAGCGUUCCGCUGCCUUACACGAGUGACGAUCAUUUGGGCAUGAUGCAGGACCCAACCAGAAUGGCUGGUCAGUACUGCGCCAACAAUCUCUACCUUCAAGACGAGCUGAUGGUGUCUGACAAAAAGCAGGCUACUGCUAGUCUCAUAGAAAAAACCGGCAGCACCAUCGAAGAGAGGAGGAAAGAAAGCCUCAUUAACCUCAACGCCGAUCUCCGUCAGAAAGGAAAAGAGCGAAUGCAAACGAACGAUCCGCAGGUGGUGAAGCAGCAGUACGAAAGGAAUUAG
Messenger RNA from Soboliphyme baturini, 657 nucleotides. NCBI's taxonomy places the organism in Eukaryota, Metazoa, Nematoda, Enoplea, Dioctophymatida, Soboliphymatidae. The record is from the annotation of a GenBank genome assembly.